This is a messenger RNA of Telopea speciosissima, 3586 nucleotides long. RefSeq lists its product as uncharacterized. The coding region runs from base 92 to 3496 and encodes 1134 amino acids. The record is from RefSeq and is a predicted model, not a curated record. NCBI's taxonomy places the organism in Eukaryota, Viridiplantae, Streptophyta, Magnoliopsida, Proteales, Proteaceae. The transcript is spliced from 13 exons.
CCUUUGCGACCAAACACGCCCAAUACGUUUCCUCCUGCUAUUCUGGAGUAGGGUUACCCUUUGCCCUUUCGUACCUUCUUCAGGCGCCAAAAUGCAAAUCGUGCCUCGCAAUCGAAGAGUUGAAGGAAUGAGCAGCCAAACCCCAACCACUGGUGACCGUUCAAGGACAUAUUGGACACCACCCAUGGAACGUUAUUUCAUCGAUCUUAUGAUAGACCAGAUGCAUAGAGGGAAUAGGAUUGGUCAUACAUUCAAUAAACAAGCAUGGACUGAUAUGCUCACUUGGUUCAAUGCAAAAUUUGGAUCCCAAUAUGACAAGGAUGUUUUGAAAAGUCGGUACACUAAUCUGUGGAAGCAAUUCAAUGAUGUAAAGAUUCUGCUCGAGCAGAAUGGGUUUGCCUGGGAUGAGACACGGCAAAUGGUAGCAGCUGAUGAUUUUGUAUGGGAUUCAUAUAUCAAGGUACACCCGGAUGCACGGUCCUACAAGACUAAAACACUUUUGAACUAUAGUGAUUUGUAUGUGAUAUUUGGAUAUGCAACUGCUGAUGGAAGAUACAGCCGUUCAAGUCAUGAUGUAGACAAUGAUGAUGACAUAGUAGCAAUAAAGAUUGGGGAAGGAACAGGUACUCAAGGAUUUGCAAGUAAUGAGCGUUCAAGGACAGACUGGACACCACCAAUGGAUCUUUAUUUUAUUGAUCUUAUGCUAGAUCAGUUGCAGAGAGGAAAUAAGAUUGAUCAUACAUUCAACAAACAAGCAUGGACAGAAAUGGUUAUCUUAUUUAAUGAAAAUUUCAAUUCUCAAUAUGGAAAGAGAGUUCUGAGGCAUCGGUACAAGAAGUUGUGGAAGUACUGCAAUGACAUUACAGUCCUUCUAGAGCAGAAUGGUUUUUACUGGGAUGAAGUACAACAUAGAGUAACAGCUGAUGAUGACAUCUGGGAUGCUUAUAUCAAGGCACAUCCCCAUGCACGAUCAUAUAGAACAAGAACCUUCCCAAACUAUAAAGAUCUAUGUUUGAUAUAUGGAAAUGGAAUUACUGGUGGAAGAUGCAGUCAUAUGGAUCAAGAAAAAGAUCUUGAAGAUGAUGCCAUAGGAGUGAAGACUGGAGAUGGAAGGGAGAGGGAGAGUGAAGUCCCCACCAGCACUGAUCGUUCUAGGACAUACUGGACACCACCAAUGGACCGUUAUUUUAUUGAACUACUGCUGGAACAGGUGAAUGCAGGGAAUAAAAUUGGUCAUACAUUUAUUACUCAAGCCUGGGUUGAUAUGGUCACAUCGUUCAAUGAAAAAUUUGGAUCUGAGCAUGACAAAGAUGUCUUGAAAAAUCGCUACAAACAUUUAAGGAGGCAAUACAAGGAUAUAACUGUUCUUCUGGAGCAAAGUAGGUUUUCCUGGGAUGAAACACGCCAAAUGGUUACAGCCGAUGAUCAUGUUUGGGAUGCUUAUAUAAAGGAACACCCUGAUGCUCGAUCAUACAGAAUCAAAACUGUGCCAAACUAUAAUAGUUUGUGCUUGAUAUAUGGAAAAGAAGCUACUGACGGGAGAUACAGUCGUUUGGCUCAUGACACUGAUGUUGACAAUGAUUUCUCCGGACAGAAAAUCGGAAAUGGAACAGAUAGCCAAGCAGUCAGUAGCAGUGAUCGCUCAAGAACUGAUUGGACACCCUCAAUGGACCGUUAUUUUAUUGAUCUUAUGCUAGAACAGGUGCAGAAAGGGAAUAAAUUUGAUAAUACUUUCAACAAACAAGCAUGGUCUGAUAUGAUCACAUUGUUCAAUGCAAAAUUUGGAUCCCAACAUGACAAAGAUGUCUUGAGAAGCCGGUAUAAAAAUUUGAGGAAGCAGUACAAUGAUAUGAAAUUUCUUCUUCAACAGAACGGGUUUACUUGGGAUGAAACACGACAAAUGGUAACAGCUAAUGAUGAUGUCUGGGAUGCUUAUAUCAAGGAACAUCCUGAUGUGAGAUCCUACAGAACUAAAACCAAGUCAAACUAUGUUGAUUUGUGCGUGAUUUAUGGAAACUCAAAUGCUGGAGGACACAAGUUCUCGGGGCAGGACAUAUACGUAAACGAUGAAGUCCUAAGGAUACCGACUGGCGAGGGGAAGGAUGGUGAAGCCCCUACCAAUAUUGAUCGUUCAAGAACAGAUUGGACACCACCCAUGGACCAUUAUUUCAUUGACCUUAUGCUGGAUCAGGUGCAUCAAGGGAAUAUGAUUGAUCACAAAUUCAACAAACAAGCAUGGACUGAUAUGAUCACAUUGUUCAAUGCAAAUUUUGGAUCUCUGCAUGACAAAGAUGUUUUGAAAAGUCGCUAUAAAAAUUUGAGGAAACGAUACACUGAUAUGAAGAUGCUCCUUGAUCAGGGUGGAUUUGCCUGGGAUGAAGCACGGCAUAUUAUAACUGCUGCUGAUGAUGUUUGGGAUGCUUAUAUCAAGAAACGCCCUGAUGCACGAUCCUACCGAACUAAAACCAUGCCGAACUAUAAGGAUUUGUGCCUGAUAUAUGGAAAUGUGAUGGUUGAGCAGAGACGGAGCCCUUCAGGACAUGCUAUAGGCUUUGUUGAUGACAUCCUGGGAGUACUAAUUGAAGGGAAUGAUGCCGAGGCCAUUGCCAACAGUGAUUGCCUGAGUACAGACUGGACACCACCAAUGUACCAUUAUUUCAUUGACCUUAUGCUAGAGCAGGUGCGAGGAGGGAAUAAGAUUGAUAAUAAAUUCAAUGAACAGGCAUGGAUGCACAUGAUUACAUUAUUCAAUGCGAAAUUCUCAAAUCAAUAUGGCAAAGAUGCUUUUGAAAGUCAGUUUGAUAACUUGAGGAAGCAAUAUAAUGAUAUUAUGGUUCUGCUUAACCAUGGCGGGUUUUCCGGGGAUGAUGCACAAAAAAUGAUAAUAGCAGAUAACAAUCACUGGAAUGCUUUCAUCCAGGCACACUCAGAUGCUCUCCCAUACAAAACUAGAAUCUUGGAGAAAUUUAAAGAUUUGUCAAUUAUAUAUGGAAAUGGGACUAUUGUUGGAGGGGACAACAAUUCAAGGCAACAUGUAGAUAUUGACUGUUAUAAACUAGAAAGGGAGAACGGUGGAAGGUCUCUAGAUUGUCAGUUGCCUGUCAUGUCAGCUUCCCCAAGAGAUCCACUGAAUGAUGUGCAGGAUUCAUCACCUUCAGGUAGAAAAAUGGAUACGUCUGACCAAAAGAACAAGCGUCGAUCUGUGAUGCCAGCUUCUUCUCAAUCUUGUUGGAAAGUGCAGAGAACUGGCGAAGGAAUGAUAGAUGCUCUCUCUGAAAUGGCUGAUGUAGUAUCAUCUUUGAAAAAUAGCAAAGAAAAUAAGAAAUUUGUCCCCAUUGAAAAUGUGAUUACUGAGCUCCAAGCUGUACCUGAUAUAGAUGAUGAGCUUCUGUUGGAUGCUUGUGAUCUUUUGGAAGACGAGAAAAAAGCAAAAACAUUUUUGGCAUUGGAUGUUUCACUUAGAAAGAAGUGGUUACUGAGGAAACUUCGUCCUUAGAAGGGUCUCAGUGUCUCCAAUGGAGUGUAAAAUUUUCCUUAUUGUGUUUUUCAAAUGGUCUACCUGUAUAAAUUGCUUGUGGUUUAUCUU